AUGCCCGUUGUUGCUGGUCCAGCCCCAGGUGGUGGCCCCAGUGGCCCCUCGACCUUUGACAAGAUGAAAAUGGGAGCUAUGAUGGGGUCUACUGUGGGUGGAAUCAUGGGCUUCAUCAUUGGAACGGUGACUAUCUUCCAAUACGGCGCUGGCCCCAAUGGUGUCAUGCGGACUCUGGGCAAGUACAUGGUGGGAUCCGGCGCAACUUUCGGACUGUUCAUGUCCAUCGGUAGUGUUAUUCGCACUGAAGGACCUCACAACGACGCCUGGCUCCGGGCCCGCGGACCCCCGUUGAUGCUGCCCCGACAGAGCCCUCUACGACCGAUGCGCCAAUAA
This is a messenger RNA of Penicillium alfredii, 336 nucleotides long. RefSeq names its product MGR2/ROMO1 family protein. The record is from RefSeq and is a predicted model, not a curated record. Lineage: Eukaryota; Fungi; Ascomycota; Eurotiomycetes; Eurotiales; Aspergillaceae. Gene Ontology annotation, biological process: protein insertion into mitochondrial inner membrane; protein import into mitochondrial matrix. Bases 1 to 336 code for a protein of 111 amino acids. The transcript has 5 exons. Gene Ontology annotation, cellular component: TIM23 mitochondrial import inner membrane translocase complex.